GCCAAACAUAUACUUCUACAGUUUGCAUUUUCCCACACGCGCACCCCUGAGCGCGUGGAUACCUUUUGCUCGAUGAUUGACUCUUUAUUUAAACUUUUUGCUUUGAUCAGAUCGAUUCCAAGGACGAAUCAAACCCUAUCGGUGAUUAUACACGAAGAAGAAGACGAAGAAGAGGAAGCCAUGAGACGAAGCAAACGUCCUGACCUCCACUUGCCACUCCCUAACCGCGACGUGGCUCUCGCUGUCCCUCUCCCUCUCCCUCCUCCAUCCUCCUCCUCUGCUCCGGCCUCCUCCUCCGCCAUCUCCACCAACAUCUCCGCCGCCAAAUGCUUAUCAGAGCUAGAGCGCGUGAACCGUAUCGGCAGCGGCGCCGGAGGAACGGUCUACAAAGUGAUCCACCGUCCCACCUCCCGUCUCUUCGCUCUCAAGGUGAUCUACGGGAACCACGACGACAACGUGAGGCGCCAGAUCUGCAGAGAGAUCGAGAUCCUGCGCAGCGUUGACCACCCCAACGUCGUGAAAUGCCACGACAUGUUCGAUCACAACGGCGAGGUCCAGGUCCUUCUCGAGUUCAUGGACAAAGGCUCCCUCGAAGGCAAACACGCGCCGCGGGACGAGCUCGCUAACCUCACGCGCCAGAUUCUCAGCGGCUUGGCUUAUAUCCACCGCCGUCACAUCGUCCACCGCGACAUCAAACCGUCCAACCUUCUCAUAAACUCGGCCGAUAACGUCAAGAUUGCUGACUUUGGAGUGAGUCGGAUCUUGGCGCAGACCAUGGAUCCUUGCAACUCAUCUGUCGGGACCAUCGCUUACAUGAGCCCCGAGAGGAUCAACACCGACCUGAAUCACGGACGUUACGACGGUUACGCGGGGGAUAUAUGGAGUCUCGGUGGUUAGCGUCUUGGAGUUUACUUGGGGAGGUUCCCUUUCGCUGUGAGUAGACAAGGUGACUGGGCGAGUUUGAUGUGUGCUAUAUGUAUGACUCAGCCGCCGGAAGCUCCGGCGACGGCGUGCUCUGAGGAGUUUCGUCACUUCAUCUCUUGUUGCUUGCAGAGUGAUCCUCCUAAGAGAUGGUCUGCUCAACAGCUCUUGCAGCAUCCUUUUAUACUCAAAUCGAGUGGUGGUACGAAUCUUCGUCAAAUGUUGCCGCCGCCUCGUCCUCUCCCUUCUUCGUCUUAGUUGUGCUUUUUUUUUUCUCUUACCAUUUUCAUGUUUUAUAAGUAGAAGGAGGUUGUUGUGAUUGAGGUUAAGGUAUAUGAUUGGUCAGGAAAGAAACUUGGUUUGAGUCUUGUGAAGAUGAACUCGUCUUGUUUUGUCUUUGGGUAGUGCUUAUAUUGGUUAUGAAUGAAGAUCGGUUUGGCUUUGCA
This is a messenger RNA of Raphanus sativus (radish), 1367 nucleotides long. Its product is annotated as mitogen-activated protein kinase kinase 5. Gene Ontology annotation, biological process: protein phosphorylation. Gene Ontology annotation, cellular component: cytoplasm. The record is from RefSeq and is a predicted model, not a curated record. Gene Ontology annotation, molecular function: ATP binding; protein serine/threonine kinase activity. Lineage: Eukaryota; Viridiplantae; Streptophyta; Magnoliopsida; Brassicales; Brassicaceae.